GAUUCCGCAACAGCUGUUUCAAUCUGCAGCGAACGUCGGACGAGAGUGCGUCGUGCGCGAGUUUUGUUAUUGUGGAAAUGCCGCUGAAAAAUCUCUGUCUACACAACGAAUGCCAAAGUGUUUGAAUCAACGCACACAAUUACCUUGGAGCCGAGGAAACGAAGAAAAAUCAAUAGCCACCAGUGGAGGAGCAGCUGCUAGGACAAGAUGGUCUUCGAAUCGGUGGUGGCCGAUGUCCUGAACAAGGUCCUCGGCGACUACAUCGAGAAUUUGGAUCACAAGCAGCUCAAAAUUGGAAUAUGGGGCGGCGAUGUGGUCUUGGAGAACCUCAAGAUACGGGAGAAUGCCCUGGACGAAAUGGAUCUUCCAGUGCAGCUUAUCUACGGCUACCUGGGGAAACUGGUGCUGAAGAUCCCUUGGAAGAAUCUGUACAGCCAACCGGUAAUCGUCAAGAUCGAGGAUCUGUACUGCCUUGUCCAGCCCAACAACAAUGUCGAAUACAAUGCCGAGAAGGAGGCCAAGUACGAAAUGGACGCCAAGAAAAUCGCCUUGGACGCUCUGGAAGCGGCCCGCAAAAAAGAGCUUGAGAAGGAUAAAGUCAAGCCCGACGCUGGAUUUGCUGAAAAGCUCACUGCACAGAUUGUGAACAACCUGCAGGUGCAGAUUACCAACGUCCAUGUCCGAUAUGAGGAUACCACUACGACGGGUAGUCCUUUCUCUUUCGGCAUAUCUCUGCACGAGCUGGAGCUCUACACCACCGAUGCCGAUUGGGAGAAGUGUUACAUGGCCCAGCAGGCGUCACAGGUCUUCAAAAUAGCGAAUCUCUCCUGCCUGUCCGCCUACCUUAACUGCGGCGGAAAUCUGUUUAGCAGCAACAAGUCCGCACUAACAUCUCAGUUUCAAACUAAUAUUGCUCGAAAAGACUCCAAGCCCUUGAACUAUCAGUAUGUUCUGGGUCCUAUUUCUUGUAAUGCCAAGCUGAAGCUGAACAUGAACCCUGAAUUUGAUGAUCCACCUUUUGAGAGGCCGAAGAUUGAUCUUACUUUGGAGAUGGAGACUCUGAAUGUGGGUCUGACGGAUACACAGUUCGAGAACCUGAUGAAACUGGGAGAUGCUAUGAAUCGGCAGCAAUUGGGACUUCCUUAUCGCAAAUAUCGUCCGCAUAACUUACCCUAUAAGGGUCAUGCAAAGGAGUGGUGGAAGUUUGCCAUCACGUGUGUUCUCGAGGAGGAUAUUCGGAAACCUCGAGAAGCCUGGACCUGGGGCCAUAUGAAGGCACAUCGCGAUCGCUGUCACACAUAUGCCAAGAAAUACAAGGAGCUGUCUUUGAGCAAGAAACCGCCAGCAGUGUUGGUAGAAACCUGUCACCUUCUGGAAACGCAGCUAGAUGUUAUGAACCUGCUUAUGAUUAGGCAACGGGUCAACAUCGAAAUCGAAAAGAAGCGAGAGGCGGAGCCGGUACAGAAGGCCGGUUGGUUCGGUGGCUGGUUUGGAGGCGGCGAAAAGAAAGAGGAAAAGACCGAGGGCCAGAAGUUAGUGGAAAAGUUCGAGGCUGCUAUGACUACCGAAGAAAAAGAAAAAAUGUACAGUGCUAUAGGCUACCAAGAGAAUGCCAAGCCUACAGAUCUGCCAGUGGAGUAUGUGGCAAUCCAAAUGAACUUUAAACUUGUUGCUUUGGAAGUUGGCCUGUAUAAGGACCAAAGCAUGGGACGGGAAUCGCAUGACUUUGCCUCUCUUCCAUCCAUACUCCUGCUCAAGUUUUCGAUGGCUACAGCGAACCUCAAGCAGCGGCCGGCUGGCGAUGCCAUCAGCCUCACCGCUGGCAUGAAGGAAUUGAUAGUGACGGGCCUUAAGCAAAAUGAUUAUACGCCACUGCUGGUGGAGUCCAAGAUCACCGAUGAGUUCAAUCUGCUGGAUGUUUUCUUCGAAACGAAUCCGCUUGACAAAAUAUGCGACCAGCGGGUAAAGGUAGUGGCGAGGCCAUUGCAGAUCGUCUACGAUGCACCUACAGUCUUGGCACUCAUUAGCACCUUUAAGGCGCCCGGGGACGUGACCCUAUCCAAGUUCGAAGAGUCUGCCAGCCUUCAGAUGUCCAGUUUUAAAGAGCGCUCGGCCACCGGCAUGCAAUACUUGAUUGACAAAAAGCCAGUUCUCGAUGCGGACAUUCUGCUGAUGCCGAACGUUCUUAUAAUGCCAUUCAAGGGCACCUAUGUGGCUGAUCAGUCGCCAUUGCUGGUAGUGAGCAUGGGUCAGGUGCAUAUUUCGACCACACCGCGACGACAUUCGGCUAGUCUUCAGAAUCUGUUUCAGUCUGGAGAGACCAAGGACGACAUUCUUAAGGCGGUAAUGGAUAACGCCUACGACAAGUUUACAGUAAAGUUGGACGACAUUCAGGUGCUGGUGGUGAGAUCCAUGGAGCCGUGGCAAACGGCUUUGAGAGCUGCCCGUCCCACAGAAAUGCACGUGCUGCGCCCCGUCUCGCUGAAAAUAACUUUAGCCCUCUGCGUAAUGGACAACGAUCCCCGAAUGCCCAAAGUCAAGGUAGACAUCGAAGUGCCCUCAAUUAUGUUUAACAUAUCGGAGGAUCGCGUAAUUCUGGCUCUCAGGGUAGCCCUUAGCAUUCCGUUGCCGGAUCAGGAACAACCACGGGAAUCCUUGCUUUCGGCGCGCAGCUCUCGCAGCUCAAUGGUUUCCAUCUCCAACUUUAUAAACAAGGAAGUGAAAAAGAUCUCCGCACAGCAGGAAACCAAAAAACAUCCAUUUGCAGGCGAAAUCGUCCAGUAUACCAACUUAGAGGUGAACUUCUCUCUGGGAAACAUUUCCUUCAGUCUGUUUCAAGGCGUUAUAAGCGAAAACUCCUCCAAUGUGUCGAUUGAGUAUCUGACCCCGGAGGGUGACCGCUUGCCCAUUCCCGGCAAUACCGGCACUCCACCCACUCCUGUAAAAUCCCAAGAGGAGGUACGCGACAUACCACCGCAUCAGAUCCUUUCCGUCGAAGUGCGCCGUUUGGAGGCCUAUUUUGCUGCGAGGACCUACGAGUCAGUAGCUACCGUCAAGUUGGGAGGCAUCACUCUUUGUCAGUACGAUACCCAGGAGGAGAACAUGGAGGUGCUGGAUGUGAUCUACACCCCCGAUCAAGACGACAACUCAAAUUACUUGUUCACGGUGUCAUGCACGAUAGCGGAUAAGACAUCGCCGGAAUUCAACACCAAGUAUAAUUCCACGGAACAGCUCGUCGUGGCCAAUUUCAAGGUGCUGCGUGUGGUGCUGCACCAGGAGUGCCUAAAACGCCUUCUGGAGGUUGCAGGAACCUUCCAAAACGAGCUGGCGGCAAUAAUGAUGAUGAACAAACCGCCGCAGGACAGGGUUAGUUAUGCCGGCGGCGGUGAUGGCAUUCGGCGGAAGCUGACAGUGAUCCUGGAGGACACCGAGCAGAUAAUGGCCUCCGAGGAGAUGAAAAGGCACAAGAAGUCGUCCAGGAACCGCGUGGUUGAGAGUGUAAAGGUUCGCAUUAUAGCGAAUCUUGAUGAGCUGGGAUUGAUACUGACCAGCCGUAGCCGACCACUAGCCGAGAUGAAUGUGAAGAAAUUCGUAGCUAAUAUAGUUUUGAAGACCUCGUAUACGGAGGUCAAUAUGGGGCUGAAGGACAUACAAGUGAUCGAUUUGAAUCCCAACACCAUUCAUAAAAACAUUUUGAGUAUUGUGGGCAAGGAUGCUUUCAAUUGCCAACUGGUGAUGUAUAACAAAGAGGAGACUUGCGACUACAAUUCCGAUGACAUGAAAAUUACUGUGGACAUUGGCUGCAUGAAAAUAGUGUUCCUCAAUUGGUUUGUGGCAGGAGUGAUGAGUUUCCUGAACGAGUUCCAGGAGGCCCAGAAGGCACUGUCCGAUGCCAGUGCUGCAGCGGCAGAAACAGCUCGCCAGAAGGCAUUGGAUGCCUAUGAUACAGCAACUCGUCUCAACCUCAACAUACGCAUCAAGGCUCCGGUCAUCGUGAUACCCACUUGCUCGCAUUCCAACGAUGCACUCUGCCUAGAUUUGGGUCUGCUGGAGAUCACGAAUAACACGGCAGAGAUUACAGUGCCCAACGAAGAGCGACUGGCAGUCAUCGACGAGAUCAAGCUACAAAUAUGCGAUGUAAAGAUUUCCAAGGUUAGUAUCCUGGAUGGCCACGAGACAACAGUCGAUGACGUCGAUGCAGCGUUUGGUUUCUCGUCAAAGUGCAAUAUGAUGAACCCGAUGAGUUGCACUGUCCUGGUCACUCGCAAUUUAUCGUACACCUGGUACAGAGAAGUUCCAGAGGUUAAUUUGGCUGGUCGUCUUAAAUCCGUAGAGCUCACUCUCUAUGCUGACGAUUAUGCCCUGGUCAUUUCGGUUAUGAACAACAACCUUAGCGAGGGCUUGGCAGAAUUUCCUCCCAAAGAGGAGCCUAUAAGGGAGCCAAUCAAAGCACCUUCCGAAAGGCCUUCCAGAGUCGUAAGACCUUCGCGCAUGGCUGUGCAGCCAAGGACACAAAAAGUCCAUGAAUCGCUCAAGUUCAACUUCCAAUUCGACGGUGUCGUCAUAAAUUUGAUGGAAGAUGCGGACAAGGGACUGGCCCGCUUUGGAAUAUACUUUCUGUCCAUCAAGGGUACCAAAUUGGACAAUGACACGAUGAGCACUUCGGUGGUUCUGUGCAACAUUCAAAUGGACGAUACCCGGCAGGAUACCAAAAGUAAAAUUCGACAGUACCUCAGUCGCAAGGAUUGGGUAGAGCCUAAACUGAAAACGGAGGAUAUCAUUGACGCCUGUUAUAACGAGCUCAACUACAUGGUCGAUGUGACGGCCAUAACCAAACCAAAUGACACUUUUGCUGAGAUUCGAGUUCGCGGUUUCGAUAUGAUUGUCUGCAUCGAUUUCCUGAUGAAGUUGACCACAUUCCUUGCCCUGCCAGCGAACACUCAACAAGGUGGGGAGUCUGCACACCCCGGAGUUAGCGGGUCCCAAAUUUUGGACACAAAUCGUGAAACUAAAAGCGCGAUUCGAUUUUCCACGGCAUCCGGAAAUGCCUCCCCUAACAUGGAAAAGGUGCAGGUCACAGAGACAGCCAAAAAUAGCAAAAUGAACUUCAUACUGCACAUUGACGAGCCGGACAUUAUUUUGGUGGAGAACCUGGACGAUCUGAACACAAGUUGCAUUAUCUUCAAUGCCAAAGCUCACCUUAACUAUCGUAGUCUGAAUGAUAAACAGCUCGUGAACGGACAAAUCGAUAGUCUCAAGAUGUACAUGUGUGCCUUUCUGCCGGAGCGACGGGAGGCUACCCGCCACUAUAUCCUGCACCCAUGUGAGAUCAGUCUCCAAGGGUCUACCCCCGAGGAGGAGGGCAUGCACAUCAGCCUCAAGUUGAGUGACAUUAUUAUCAACGUUUCACCCGCCACCAUUGAACUGCUUAACAAAGCAAUGGUAUCCAUCUCCACCGGCACUAUGGCCAAGGCUGCCAUUGUCGAGGAAUCCAGGAACUACUCCAAAAAUUGGCUGCCACGACACUUGCAAAGUCGCAACUAUUGGUUCACUCGAGUGGAACAGGCUGAAGAAGCCUUCGAAGAGGAAAUAGUGUCCUCAGAGAUCCCCUCGCAUACCUCAGCCGUUGCCGUUGGGAAAACGGAGAAGUGUGUGAUCGAGGUGCCCAGCAUCACACUAGUGAUCGAAUCCGGGGUGGGAUAUUACACACGGCCUCUCAUAUCUCUGGAUGUUAGAGUCACAGCUGUCUUCAACAACUGGAGCCGCAACCUUACGGCCCAGGGCUCAUUGACCCUCAAUAUGAACUAUUACAACCAGACCUUAGCCGAAUGGGAGCCGAUCAUCGAACUAAACGAGUCUGAGACCAAAGGUGGCCAUGAAUACUCACCAUGGGAGCUGAAGUUCAGUAUGGGCAUGGAUACGGUUCCGAGCGACGUCGAGGGAGGCGAACCGCAGCAAGCCCUUCACAUGAAGAUCCAGUCAGAGGAGACACUUGAAAUCACACUGAGCAAAACGUGUCUCGGUUUGCUGGGUGAGCUGGGCGAGGCCUUCUCGCAGGCCAUUGACCAGAAGGGUCUCACCAAACCCGAUGUCGUGGCACCCUUCGUUCUGGAGAACGACACGGGUUUCGAUGUUACCCUCAACGUAUCUAAGGGAAUUUAUACUCUGCACGAAGUACAUCGUGGUGUGACGACGAUCAACGAAAGAACAUUUUCUGUUACGUCCGAUAUCCAUGAAAUCGAUCCUAUUGCAAUUAAGACAUGUACCAUUUCGUCGGGAGGAAGAGCCUUUCUGCAAACCAAGGAUUUUAGCUUACUCGACCCCGAGCAGGCAAACGACCAGUCGCUAUAUAUACAGAUUGGCGACAUCAACAAGGAAAUAGCCCUGCCAGUUGCAAAGUCGGAUACGCGGUACUUCGAACUGUUCCGACAGCGCGACAGCGAACCGUGGGGCAUUGUGUCCAAGGUGCGGGAGGAAUACGGCACCACGAAAAUUAACAUUCACGGUGUAGUCUGCAUUCACAAUCACUUUACCACAAACGUGUUUGUCUAUCGACGCAACUUGCAUCCAGUAAAGCACAAUUUCGAAGACACAUUGGUGGGACGUAUUCGUCCUGGUUCUGUGUUUCAUGUGCCGCUGCAUGCUAUUUAUGGGGAACACAAGGAGCUUUUCUUUGCAAUGAAGGGCUACCGGCCGUCGGUGCAGGGUAUCUCCUGGGCUGCCAAUCCUUCCGACACAUGCUAUAACCACCAGCUGUCUUGCGAUCCCGUAUCCUCGUUUGAGCCACUCUUCAUCAACGCCAGGCGCACCAAAACUGAGAUAUACUAUGAGCACACCAACAAGUACACCAUCCUCAGCGCCUUCUACACUAUUCAUCUGCGUCCGCCGCUCUAUCUGCGCAAUUGCUUGCCCAUCGACAUCAAGGUGUCGGUGGCAGGUUGCGCGGUCCGGAAUGAUGGCCUUGACGAUGAUUCAUCGAUCGCACUGAUGAACAACUCUUACCAGAAGGAAGACUUGCUGGAUUAUGGCGAAAAGGAGGUCAGAUCCGGCGAUGUUCUUCAUUUACCGACUGUUCGUCUGGUGGAAAAGGGCAAAGACCGCAGAACCUUUUUGGUUGUUCGGCUAAUUCAAUACCUGGAGAAGGAUUGGUCUUGUGCGACAGCAGUCUCAAGUGAUACUGGCGAAGUCUCUCCAUGGCAAUUCUCCUCAUACGAUUCUGAAAUGCGAGUGGACAUGGAUCUCUAUGUUAUGUCAGAGGAUCGAAAUGGAAGUGUAAUGCUUACACUUUAUAGUCCCUUCUGGAUGAUAAACAAGACCGGCAAGAUGCUCACGUACAGGACAGAAACGACCAGUAUGCAGAUGCUCUAUCACCCGCCAGAAUACUCCGGGCCCAUUUUGUUUACUUUCCGUGAUAAUACCUUCUUUGAUAAGAAGAAGGCCUCCAUUCGCUGCGACAAUGGCGAUUGGAGCGAAAAAAUUCCCCUGGACGUGGCCGGAGCGAUCGGCGAGGUUACCUGCGUCGCCAACAACCAGAAAUUUCACAUUGGCGUUCAUAAUCAUAUGACGCAGAACUCUCUGACCAAGCAGAUCACUUUUAUACCGUUCUACAUUGUUUGCAACAAGUGCCGCUUCAAGGUAGAGUUGCAGGAACAAAGCCGGCCCGGCGAUCCUUGGCUGGAUCUACAACCUGGCCAGUUUGAGCCGCUUUGGCCGAAAAACGACUCUAAAAACAAUCUGGUGGUCCGUGUUGAGGGCAAGGUGACGCCUGCCUUUGACUACAAGGAGGUCAUUUGCACUUUGCUGAAGCUGGAGAAUAGCCGAUAUGGCGGAAUCAAUGUAGAUGUCCAGACGACGGAAGGUGGUGUCUAUAUCACCUUUACGGAUUACAAACCAGGCGAUGCUCCCGGCCUGUUGAUAAACCACACUGGCCGACAGGUGGUAUACUACGAGAAGGGUACCAAGAACGAAAAGAUUCUGAACGCCAAGAGCACUAUCAUGUAUGCCUGGGACGAUCCGACGGGUCCCAAGAUGCUUGUCUUUGGCAAAAACAAGGAAGAGAAUGACCUAAAACGCGACGGCUGCGGUGAGGUUGUUAUGGAAGACGGUCACAAGUCUAUUUGGAUAUCAUUCCUGGACGGCUUGCAGCGUGUGCUGCUUUUCACCGACGAUGAAACGAUUGUCAAGCGUACAGAGACCACAGGUUCAUUCCAGGCAGUAACCCAGAGCAUCGAUGUGCGCAUCCACGGCAUUGGUCUGUCUGUGGUUAAUAACGAGACCGGCUUGGAUAUUCUAUAUCUAGGCGUCACCAGCUCGGGGAUUAUAUGGGAGUCCAAGAAGGUUACCAAGAAGCGCUUCAAGGAGAUGACUAUUAACGAAAAUGCACUUUUGGAGUCCGAAUACCAGCGCUUCCUUCUCAACAAGAGUGUCAAUGAAGUGCAAAGUUACAUCCUGGAUAACAAAUUCCCAAUUGACUUUGAGGGAAUGAUACUGAAGAAGUCCGUGAGUCGGAAUCUAAGACGCAGUUUCUAUCCGGCCAUCUGGUUGUCCCGCAAAUCGUCGCCCCACCAGAACCAAUUGCAUGUGAAAAUAAACCGCAUUCAGAUCGACAAUCAGUUCAUAGACCCAAUAUUCCCCGUCGUGCUGGCGCCCAUAGCUCCGCCAAAGAGUGUUGCCAACACGUGCACCCUGAAACCCUUCAUCGAGUGCAGCAUGGUUCAACGAAUCAUGCCCAAUUCCCAGGUGCGGCAAUUCAAGUACGCCAAGCUCCUAAUACAGGAGUUCCACUUCAAAGUCGAUCUUAACUUCUUGACGGCCAUCUCGGAAAUGUUCGUCAAGGAGGUGUCUGACGAUGUGAAAGCCAAACAGUUCCGCCAGGAUGUGGAAUCGAUCGAGAUGCCAUUAUCCGUCAUUUUCGAAGAGCACUCUAUGGAGGAGCAGAAGAGCUUCUACGACAACCUACACUUGGGCCCACUUAAGAUUCAUGUCAGUUUCUCAAUGGCAAACUCAGACACGAAGGCUCUUCCCGGAGUACUGGGCACGGUGAUUCAGGGUGUCGGAGUGACCCUUACGGAUGUCAACGACGUCGUCUUUCGGCUGGCCUUCUUCGAGCGCGAGUACCAGUUCUUCUCGCAAAGUCAGCUCAUCAAUGAAAUCACCUCGCAUUACACAGGCCAGGCACUGAAACAGCUGUACGUGCUUGUGCUUGGCCUCGAUGUCCUGGGAAAUCCUUAUGGCUUGGUGGUGGGUCUCAAGAAGGGCGUGGAGGAUUUGUUUUACGAACCCUUCCAAGGAGCAAUCCAGGGACCCGGAGAAUUCGCCGAGGGAUUAAUGCUGGGUGUGAAGUCAUUGUUUGGCCACACAGUGGGCGGUGCUGCAGGAGCCAUGUCCAAAAUCACUGGAGCCAUGGGCAAGGGUUUGGCUGCGUUGACCUUCGACGAGGAGUACCAGAGAAAACGACGCCAGGGAAUUCAUAAUAAACCCAAGAACUUCCAUGAGGGAUUGGCUCGCAGCAGCAAGGGUUUGGUGAUGGGCUUCGUGGAUGGUGUCACUGGCGUUGUAACCAAGCCCGUGUCUGGAGCUCGCGAACACGGCGUUGAAGGCUUUUUCAAGGGCCUGGGCAAAGGAGCCAUUGGCCUUGUAGCUCGCCCCACCGCUGGUGUGGUUGACUUCGCCAGUGGCAGCUUCGACGCAGUGAAACGAGCGGCGGAAGCCAGCGAGGAUGUAAAACGGAUGCGUCCACCACGUUUCCAGCAUUAUGACUUUGUGCUGCGUCCAUACUGCUAUAUGGAGGCCUUGGGCAAUAAGAUUUUAAAAGAAACCGACAAAGGAAAGUUCUCCAAUACGGACAGCUUCCUCUACUGCGAGGAGAUCAUCCCGAAAAACGAAUAUAUGAUAGUUACGAACCACCGCCUGCUGUACGUGCAGCGCAAUGAAAUGUUUGGCAUUUGGACUUCGCUUUGGUCUUACCUUUGGGAUGAGAUCAAUACCGUGGAAAGCACACCUCGCGGUAUACAAAUCACUGUCAAACAGGAAGGCAAGAAGGUUCUCGGUCUAUUUGCCACCAAGGAAUCACCUCGCAAGCUGGUCCUACUGGGAGAUGAACGCAGGCGACGUCACUUCGUGGACAAAAUUGAAUCUCAUCGCAAUGACCCGAAUCCAAUGCGAACCACCGUCGCCUAUCCGGUGGAUACCGAGUAGUACCCCUGAAUUUAUCUCCCAACUGUAUUAUAAUCCAAGCACUUUUCCACACGGCACCACCACCACCAGAAGCAACGACAUGGAAAUCUACCUCGACCUUAAGGAUUCUGCCUGUCCCAGUAACUCGCACCCUGCAUCCUCCACUUCACACGUCGUAAUUUUACGAAUGCUAACAACCAUUGUUUUGAUAUUAAAAUUUUAUGUCAAAGUUGA
Molecule: messenger RNA, 10410 nt
Organism: Drosophila ananassae
Lineage: Eukaryota; Metazoa; Arthropoda; Insecta; Diptera; Drosophilidae
Gene: Vps13
Product: vacuolar protein sorting-associated protein 13
Exons: 28
Coding region: 208-10197 (3329 amino acids)
Biological process (GO): protein retention in Golgi apparatus; protein targeting to vacuole
Cellular component (GO): extrinsic component of membrane
Source: RefSeq, a predicted model, not a curated record